This is a messenger RNA of Aureobasidium vineae, 2199 nucleotides long. The record is from the annotation of a GenBank genome assembly. NCBI's taxonomy places the organism in Eukaryota, Fungi, Ascomycota, Dothideomycetes, Dothideales, Saccotheciaceae.
AUGCCUCGCGUCACAAAGACAAAGGCACCAGUUGUCGCCACACCAAGACGCGCAACUCGCUCCACAGUUCGCGCUGGCAGUGCCAGUCUCGAGGAGCCCAUCGAGGUGCCAGCUCCCAGACGCCGCGGCUCGCGUUCUAAGACGCCAGAGUCCAAGAACUCGUCGUUCGAGAAGUCGCAGCCCGAGAACCACCUUCCCGCUCUCGCCGAGGUUGAAGAGUCACCUCGUGUCGUUCUUCCACAGCCCAUCGAGGUCGCUCCCAUCGUCGACGCAUCUCCAUACGUCACUCCUCAGCACUACCACAUCGCUGCUGCCACCACGCGCAACCCGCUCUACGCUCCACCUGCCGUCACGCAGCUCCUCGACGACGCGCCUACCGCCAGACGCAGUCCCAUUCAGUCGCCUGCUUCCAGUCGCAAGGUACACAAGUCACCUGCUGUCAGCCAGACUGUUCACCAAUCCGUUGAGAUCUACGUCGACGAGGACCCGGCCCAAGACAACGACGACAUCCACUCCGACAACGACGUCGCCCAAGUCGACCAAGAAGAAGAAGAAGCUGUCCAGGAAGCUGUUGAAUCUCAGCUUGCCAACGAGACAGCCGAGGCUGGUUUGUCACAUUCUCAUCCUACUUCCNCUGCUUUGUUGAAGACUCCUACCACUCCUGCAAGCCUUGCCGGUCACUCUACCUCCAAGAGAAGACGUUCCGCUAGAAGUGGCGGCUUCCUUCGCACUCCCACCUUCGACAACAGCCCAUUGCAUCACAGCCCACUGGCUGAAAUCUCUGGAAACUCUGUUGCUUGGAAAGAAUUCUUCCCUUCUUCCAUGUUCGAAUCCUCUUCACCUGCUUCACUUGCUGUUCCUCUCAUGGAUCGCGCACUCCAGAGCGAAGAGAUCAUCCCCGAGCUGACCGAUCGUCAAUCCACAGCGCUCCUUUUGGACAUGCGCAGAGAGAUCUUGCGUCUGCGCAAAGUCGAGGAGCAGUUCCUCGCCGCCUCCAAGCAGCAAGUCGCCAAUUCAACUGCUCAGUCAGUCGCCAAAUCACCUGCUUCACCUGCUCAGCCACCUGCUACCCAGGAAGCAUCACCGGAGAUCCCACGCACCAUGCAUCGCCUCAAGGAUCUUCCUCAAACUCCUCAGAUCUCAUCGCAAAACUCAGCAUCAGCUGAGACACCCGCCGCCGCCUCUCCAGCAUGGGGCCUCACUUCUCUCUUUGGCUCGGUCAAGAACAUCUUCACUCACCGUCCCAGCUUCUCGCCCGUGAAGCCAAUCGAGUUUACGCAGCCUCAGGAGCCCAUUCAGGAGCGGCAAGUUGAACCUCAACAAGCAGCUCAGUCGCAGCAGGCCACACCUUCACCAGUCAAGAGACAGAGACGCCACCUCUCUUCUUCGCAACAGAGCCCUACGCCAAAGCCUAGAGCACCCGCACCACCUGCAACACCUGCACCAGCUCCUCAGGAGCCUGAAGACGAUGGUCUGUAUGGUCAGACACCAAGAACCACACGUCGUCGUGGCGUUCUGCCCGGUUCUAUGCCUCGCAGAAAACGCGACACCCCUGCCAAGCCAAAGGAGCCCAACGCAGAUCUCAGAGCAUCUCAACUCGAAGUGGCAGCUCAGAGAACUGUCGAGCGCGAGAAGGCCCAAGAGAAGGCCGACAGACUCGAGCGUGAGCGUCAAGCCAUCAUCGCAGAACUGAAGCUGCGUGACUCGACUUACAGCGUCGGCGAUAAGCGCAAAAUUUCGGUGAACGUCGACGAGCUCGCAGUCAUCCCCAGAAAGGCGUCAGGCGCAAGCUCUGGGACAUACGGUCUCAUGGACGACUUCUUCAAUUACGACGAUGAUAGUGACAUUGUCGAGAUGGAUGAGGACGAUGUUCAACUGCUCCCAGCUCCUGAGCACCCCACCAAGAGGGUCAGACUCGAUGAGAACGUCUUCCAGCCAAAGACACCUGCACCUACACCAGCACCUCAACCCACUGCCAUCAGUCCUGUCAAGCAGGCAGCAGCACCACAGCAACCUACCAUUCCCGCAACACCUGCUCCCAACUACUCGCAGCUCACUCAACAAGCCAUUGAGAAGCAGCGUCUGCAGAUGUCUACUUGGGCUAAAAUUGACAAGAUCUACACACCCGAACUCAGAGCCGCCGAUCACGAAUUCUUCAUGGAAGGAUUCGCAAAUGCCAUGGCCAACGCCGAGAAGUAA